Cyprinus carpio (common carp) is the source of this 4379-nucleotide messenger RNA. RefSeq names its product E3 ubiquitin-protein ligase Itchy-like. Lineage: Eukaryota; Metazoa; Chordata; Actinopteri; Cypriniformes; Cyprinidae. Gene Ontology annotation, molecular function: protein binding; ubiquitin protein ligase activity. Gene Ontology annotation, biological process: ubiquitin-dependent protein catabolic process; protein K29-linked ubiquitination; protein K63-linked ubiquitination. The record is from RefSeq and is a predicted model, not a curated record.
AGUGCUGGUUGAGAUGGAGCAAAGUUGGGAAAACGACGGGAAGUUGCCCUCAGAAUCCGUUAAAAACGAGUCAUAGAGACAUUCCCCGUGAUCAUAAGACGCACUUUCUCUCAGUAGACAGACUGAUUCCUGAGACCUGGAAGUCUCGUAGAAUUACAUCAUCUGUAAUCUGCCAAGGAUUACUCGAGACUUCUGUUAGAGAUGGAAUGAGGACAUGCUUCUCACACCAGCACUGAUCUGGGAUCAGAUGUGUGUCUAUGCAUUGCAUUUAGUGUCAGAUCAGCCAGUAAACGCAUAUUUGAUCCACAACUGUUUUUAAUGGCCGCACAAUGAAGGCCCAACUUCAGAUAACAGUUCUGUCCGCUAAGCUGCGGGACAGUAAGAAGAAUUGGUUUGGCCCCAGUCCUUAUGUAGAGGUGUGUGUGGACGGCCAGUCCAAGAAGACGGAGAAAUGCACCAACACUCACAGUCCCAAAUGGAAGCAGUCUCUCACUGUGAUCGUCACCCCUUUAAGCAAGUUAGUUUUCCGUGUUUGGAGUCACCAGACACUUAAAUCGGACAUUUUGCUCGGCGUGGCCACUCUGGAGGUCAGCGAGACCUUAAAAGCCAACAACAUGAAGAUCUGUGAGGUGGUGCAGACGCUGCAGCUGAGUUCAGACCGAGAGCAUUCAGAGCUGGUUGGAGAUCUCUCGGUGUGUCUCGAUGGACUGCAGGUGGAUCCCGAGACUUUUACUUCUGAGGAACAAAAGCACAAUGCUGCUGUAAACGGAGGAUCCAGACUGAACGGGGAUGUAGCAGGAAGCCGAGACUCUUCCCCAUCCAGUGACAUCGCUGAUGAAGCGCCGCUGCCCAACGGUCACGCCGUGGGAAGCCCGGGGUCUGCCUCUCCAUCAGCAGGGGCUCUGAGACCACCCCGCCCGUCUCGACCCCAGCGGCCGCCCGCCUCAUCGCAUAAACCUACUUCCUCCACAGCGUCCUCCGCAGGCUCGACUCCCACUCACGGCAGCAGCGCUCCCAGCCCGGAAACGUCUCCACGGGUGUGUGUGAACGGAGAAACCGAGAAUCAGGGGUCAAGCUCGGGUUCAGGGUCAAAUCAGGCUCCCAGGACCAGUCCAACGCCACCCAGAGCUCCACUGAUCAGUAACGGCCCUCUUCCUCCGGGCUGGGAGCAGAGAGUGGAUCAUAACGACCGUGUUUACUACGUGGAUCACAUUGAAAAAAGAACCACAUGGGAAAGACCAGAACCACUUCCGCCGGGCUGGGAGCGUCGUUUGGACCCGAUGGGCCGUGUGUAUUUUGUGGAUCAUGUAAACAGAACCACCACAUGGCAGAGACCCACAGACGAGUCGGUCCGGAACUACGAGGAGUGGCAGAACCAGCGCAGUCAGCUGCAGGGAGCCAUGCACCGCUUCAACCAGAGGUUCAUCUACGGACUGCAGGAACAGCUCGCACCGACAGCUAAUAAAGAGUUUGACCCUCUGGGUCCUCUGCCGCCGGGAUGGGAGAAACGCACCGACAGUAACCGGAGGAUGUAUUUUGUUCACCAUCCUACGAGAUCCACACAGUGGGAAGACCCUCGAACACAAGGGUUGCUGAAUGAGAAGCCUUUGCCCGAGGGUUGGGAGAUGAGGUUCACAGUGGACGGGAUUCCCUAUUUCGUUGAUCACAACAGGAAAACAACGACCUACAUCGAUCCCCGUACAGGAAAAUCCUCCCUUGAGAACGGCCCUCAGAUCACAUAUGUACGAGAUUUUAAAGCCAAAGUGCACUAUUUCCGCUUCUGGUGUCAGCAACUAGCAAUGCCUCAGCACAUUAAGAUCCACGUCAGUCGCAAAACGCUGUUCGAGGACUCCUUUCAGCAGAUUAUGAGCUGCCAUCCGCAAGAUCUGAGACGGAGACUGUGGAUUAUUUUCCCGGGGGAGGAGGGGCUUGACUAUGGAGGCGUGGCCAGGGAAUGGUUCUUCCUGCUGUCUCACGAGGUCUUGAACCCCAUGUACUGUCUGUUCGAGUACGCCGGCAAAGACAACUACUGCCUGCAGAUUAACCCCGCCUCCUUCAUCAACCCAGACCACCUCAAAUACUUCAAGUUCAUUGGCCGCUUCAUCGCUAUGGCUCUGUUUCACGGGAAGUUCAUAGACACGGGCUUCUCUUUGCCUUUUUAUAAGCGCAUCCUGAACAAACCUCUGGCUCUGAAAGACCUGGAGUCCAUCGACCCGGAGUUUUACAACUCGCUCAUCUGGAUCAAGGAUAAUAAUAUAGAGGACUGUGGGCUGGAGAUGUUUUUCUCGGUGGAUAAGGAAAUUUUGGGAGAAGUCACCACACAUGAACUCAAGCCUGAUGGAGGAAACAUUCAGGUGACGGAGGAAAAUAAAGAGGAGUAUAUCAGGUUGGUUGCUGAGUGGAGGUUGUCCCGAGGGGUUGAGGAGCAGACGCAGGCCUUUCUCGAGGGCUUUAAUGAGGUCUUGCCGCAGCAGUACCUGCAAUACUUCGAUGCCAAAGAACUGGAGGUGAUGCUGUGUGGGAUGCAGGAGAUCGAUCUGGGCGACUGGCAGAGGAACACCAUCUACAGACACUACGCCCGCAGCAGCAAACAGAUCGUCUGGUUCUGGCAGUUUGUGAAGGAGAUCGACAACGAGAAGCGCAUGCGUCUGCUGCAGUUUGUGACCGGCACGUGCCGACUUCCUGUCGGGGGAUUCGCUGACCUUAUGGGGAGCAACGGGCCGCAGAAGUUCUGUGUUGAGAAAGUGGGAAAAGAAAACUGGCUGCCGAGGAGCCACACAUGCUUUAACCGUCUGGAUCUGCCGCCCUAUAAAAGCUACGAGCAGUUAAAGGAGAAGCUGCUGUUUGCCAUCGAGGAAACAGAAGGCUUCGGUCAGGAGUGAUGCAUGCACACCGCUGCGUCUUUUAAAGCCUUUCCAUGACAUCGACCGCCGCCGCUGCUACUUCAAACCGGGAACGAGCGAUAAACUCGUCAUCUGUUAGCUCCUGUCUGCUUACCAUCCACUUCUGAUUUUACGCUGCCUCAGUCAAUGACGGAUGCACAGCACUGACGCGGGACUGAAGAUCUGCACACCUCGGCUCACUCUAUGCAGACCCUCGUAUUAACCCUUUCAUGACUGCCGCCCCUCCCUCCUGUAGUAAUGCACACGCAGCAGACUUCUCCUCUAGAACUUGAAGUUUGAGUUUGCAUGGUACGUGUCUGAUUGAGUCUCUUUUUAUCGCCGCUGCAGAUCUGUACCUUCAUACAGAUGUUAAUCAUUUGAAGACAUUGGCUUUUCCAAUUGAAAACGGGUCGCACUUUAUUAGUGAAAACACUGGCACUGAGGGAUUACAGCUAAUAUGAAACAUGCAACACCUCCGGAUCAAGAGAAAUAUUGUUUUGCAUGACGAAAAUUUAAAGUUUUUACGUUAUUGUCAUGAAAGUGACUAAUGCAAUGCAAGGAAAUCUCAUUCUCGUUACUGGAAAAUCAGAUGGGCUUUAUGUUCUUCAUGCAAAAUAUAAUUAUUUGUUGAUUCUGUGUGAACCGUGACCCGGAGAUGCUUACAGUUAGGAGUAUAUCUAUGCACACAUGGUUGGAUCAACAUACAGCGAUAGCCCAAAAUGCCGUUUUAUUCACUUUCCCACCAAUUCACAAGCUACAUGACCGGAGCUGUAACGUCAGCUGUUUUAGUACGAUCAGAUCCGCAGCUAGAAAUCGUUAUCAUUUCAUACCUUCAAUGUGAACAAAAUAAAUAAAGAAAAUUGAUUAAAGAAAAUGUGCAUUGUUUUGGAGGAAAAAAAAUGCUUUUUGUGUGUGUUUUAGAGACGUUACAGCGUUUGGUUGCUGAAGGAGAUUUAACACCGAACUCUCAUUCAGAUGUAAACCAAAACCAGGUCUUCAAAGAAGAGUAGAUUUAGAUUAGAUUAGAAGAAGCAACUCAUGCGAAGAGCUUCUGAUUCCGAGAGGAUGUGAAAUUAUUCACAUGCAUUUCUUUCCAAAACAUGAGUUUGUUUCAUUCGCAAAGCGUCAAAGUGAUUGGGUUUUAAUGUUGACUUGACUUCAGCAUCUGUUAUGUCUGUUAUUCUACAGCCAGGACACUUUAUUUUAGCUCUAAUAAAAUAUAGUUUGAUUUAAAGUGAACUGACAAAUAAAGGUCAAGAUCUGCACGCCUCACAUCUGAUGUUACGUGUGUCUUAAAGCGUUCUGUAGCUCUGGAGAUUAACUCUGUAAAUCAUGUAACAGUUAUCCUGUGAUCUACAACAUCUUUACAUCAGUUAGAAUGAGUUUAAUGAUUUGAAUUCUAUUUAUUUUUCUUAAGUGAAUGUGUACAGUUGGGUGAUUGAUAUAAAAACACCAAUUUAUUCUUAACUGAAAUAAAAAUAAAUCUGUUUGAAAAUG